Molecule: messenger RNA, 4243 nt
Organism: Leptopilina boulardi
Lineage: Eukaryota; Metazoa; Arthropoda; Insecta; Hymenoptera; Figitidae
Gene: mew
Product: integrin alpha-PS1
Exons: 18
Coding region: 622-3906 (1094 amino acids)
Biological process (GO): cell-cell adhesion; cell-matrix adhesion; cell adhesion mediated by integrin
Cellular component (GO): integrin complex; external side of plasma membrane
Molecular function (GO): integrin binding
Source: RefSeq, a predicted model, not a curated record
CCGAGUGUCAAAACAUUCAAAAUAAUAUUUUAUUUUAAAUUUAUUAUUUCUAUUUAAUAUUUUCAAACAUAUUCAAUUAGCAAAGAAUAUUAAAUACAUAUUUUUAAAUUACUAAUAAAAUAAAAAUUAUUUUAUUCUUUUUUUCAAAACAAAAAUAUAUUAUUAAUAAUUUCAUGUGUCAAAUAAAGAUAAACAUAUGUAGGUCACGUUAAUAUAGAAAGAGAAAGAAAAGAAAAUAUUUUCCGUCUGCUUGCACAACGGGGUGUGACUGUAUAAAAUUUGGUUAAAUAUUAAAAAAUUUUCAAAUACAUAAUUUUUAUUAAUUUCUAAAUUCAAUGAAUAUUAUUUCUAUUCUAUUUGUCAAUGAAAUUUAAUAGAAUAAUAUAAAAUUACUGUUAGAAAUGAUGCAGGCUUUAGUCAUUUUUAAAGUAUAGAAAUUUCCAUUGAAGUGAUUCAAGUGAUUGUCGUUUCUUGUUACAAGUACGUGGGUGGAUCUUGAUUAAGAAUCCAAGGCAUUUGAGGUGACGCCGUGAAGAACUUUUGGAAAAAAAUCAUCGACCCAAUGUUACGUUCAACGUAAAUCAAAAAGAAAAUCAUAUAAUUAACAAUUGUUGAUUAAAAAUGCAGGGCGGCAUUAUUUUGUGUCUUGUGUUAUCUAUAUUAUCUUGUGUAAACAGUUUCAAUUUAGAAGCACGGAUACCUGUUAUAAAAAGAGGUUUAAAGGGUUCUUAUUUCGGUUUUUCUGUAGCCGAACAUCAGGAAAUAUCUGAUAUUAAUGGAGAACGAACAAGCUGGAUUUUGGUGGGAGCACCUUUAGAUCAAAAUAUACAACCUGGUACAAAUAGAUCCGGUGCAUUAUGGAAAUGUCCCUUAACUUCGACAUUACGAGAUUGUCAACAAGUUAUCACUGAUGGACAAAAAAGAGACGAAGGUGGUCAAUAUGAUUCAAGUAUUGAUAGUGAAGAAUUAAUUCCACCUGGCAAUAAUGAAGUGAAAGAUAACCAAUGGCUUGGAGUUACAGUACGAAGUCAAGGUCCUGGUGGAAAAGUGAUGGUUUGUGCUCAUCGUCACAUAGUGAAAUCGAAAGAUUCUAUGUGGGGACAAGGACAAUGUUACGUCUUAUAUCAGGAUUUAAAAGUGAAAGAUUUGAAAAAGCCUUGUUCCGGGAAACCUACUGACAAGGCACAUGAACAAUUUGGAUAUUGUUUGGCUGGUACAAGUGGAUUAUUAACUUCUGAGGAAUACGUUAUGAUUGGCACACCUGGUCCUUAUACCUGGCAAGGAACUGUUUAUAUCUCAACGGUUGAGGAUAAUUUUUUUAAAAGAGAUAAUACGAUUUACAAUGCUCCCAUGCAAGAUGCUUCACCUGUUAAAAAAUACAGUUAUCUUGGAAUGUCUGUGGCUGUUGGAAAUUUUUUCAAAAAUGGAUUAGCAUACGCAGCUGGAGCACCGCGUUCCAAUGAAACUGGACAAGUUGUUCUUUUUAUGCGAAACGAAGGAAAAGCAGAUUUACAAUUUGUCAUGACUUUAGAUGGUGAACAAUUGGGAUCGAGUUUUGGUUAUGAAAUCGCUUCAGCCGAUGUAAAUGGUGAUAAAAUUUCGGAUCUUUUUGUCGCGGCACCAUUUUAUUUUAAUAAAGGAGAAGGCGGUGCCGUGUAUGUUUACACGACAUUUGAAAAAAAUAUGAAAAUUUGCAAAAAAUGUGCACCGACAAAAUUAGUUGGCAAAGAAGAAUCGAGGUUUGGUUUUGCGAUAGCGAAUUUAGGGGAUUUGAAUCAAGAUGGAUAUGAGGAUGUCGCUAUUGGCGCGCCUUAUGAAGGAAAAGGAACUGUUUAUAUUUAUCUUGGCUCGAAAAAUGGUUUGAUAACUACUCCAUCACAGGUAAUUCAUUCGGAGGAUACACCUGUACCAUUACGUACAUUUGGUUAUUCACUUAGUGGAGGAAUUGACAUGGAUCAAAAUGGUUAUCCGGAUUUAUUGGUAGGCGCUUAUGAUGAUGCAGCUGUUGCUUUACUUCGAUCGAGAAAUAUUAUUAACAUUACAACUUACAUUCAAUACGUUAAAAAAGAUGGAUUAUAUCAAGAGAAAAUAGAAUCCAUUGAUCCUAGUAAACCAGGCUGCUUUGUUGAUCCAUCAUCGAAUUACACUUGUUUCUCAUUUGAAGCAUGUUGCGAAACACGAUCAAUUAUAAAGAGAGAAGGCAAAUCAUAUUUGAAAUUGAAUUAUUUCAUUGAAGCCGAAACUUAUUCGGGAUUAAAGAAAUUUUCACGAGUUUGGUUCCGUGCACGUGAUUCACGUUCGCAUAUAAUUCAUCGGCAAGUUAUUUUAGAUGCCAGUAAACGUGUUCACUGUCAAUCGGAAACAGUUUAUUUAAAGGAGAAUACAAGAGAUAUUCAAUCACCAAUUAAAUUUCGUUUAAAUUAUACAUUAAUACAAGAAGAACCUGUAAUGCCAAAAGAAGGCUCACCAUUGCCUGAUAUUAAAAAUUAUCCAAUUUUAAAUCAGCAAGAAGCUGCCAAAGUGUUUGAGGCAACUUUUCAAAAAGAUUGCGGUGAAAAUGAUAUUUGCGAAAGUGAUUUGCGAAUAAAAGCUGCACUUGAUCUUAAAGUGUCUUCAAGUGAACAAAAUUUUUAUGAAUUAACAUUGAGAGAGAAUGCAGAUAUUGCUGUGAAUGUGACUAUAAAAAAUAUCGGUGAAUCAGCAUAUGAGGCACAAUUAUUCGUGGAACAUUCACCGAAUUUAAAUUACAUUGGUACAAAAACAAAUGAUUCGGUAAUUUGUAGUAUGUAUAAUACAACAAUUGUUGCCUGCUCAUUGGGAAAUCCAUUCAAAAAAGAUAAAAUUGUAUUUUUACAAGUGAGAUUUGAUCCAACAAAAUUGGAGGAUCAUGAAUCACAAUUGACAUUUAAAGUUUUUGCUAAUUCAACAUCAAAGGAAAUUAAUGAGAAAAUACCCACAUUCUUACAAGCAGCUAUUAUUCGUCGAGCGGAAUUAUCUAUAAAAGGUACAUCGAAAAGUCAGUGGGCAUAUUAUGGAGGGCCCGUUAUUGGCGAAUCGGCAAUAAAACAUUUACAUGAAAUUGGACCAAAAGUUUUUCAUAUUUAUGAAGUGUUUAACGAGGGACCAUGGAGAGUUAGUGCUUUAGAUGUUAAAAUUAGAUGGCCUUAUGAAGUUGCUAAUGACAAACCACAUGGAAAAUGGUUACUUUAUUUGGAAGACAUUCCUUCUGUUCAAGCACAAGGAAUAAGUCGAAAUUGUGAAGUAGCAGCUGGAUAUGUAAAUCCAUUGAAAUUACAAGGAAGUGUCAGUGAAAUUGAACCACUUGUAACGACAUCAUAUCCUAUUGUUUACAAUAAUUCAAAUUACAUUAGAAGAAGAAGAGAUACUGAAAAAGUGGUAAAUACACGAACGUAUAUUAAAGAUGGACGUAGACAUCAAAUUGUUCACAUGAGUUGCAAAGGACAAACGGCAAAAUGCACAGAUAUUAUAUGUAGAAUUGAAAAUUUACAAAGAAAAAAAGAAGCAAUUAUUACUAUUAAAGCAAGACUUUGGAAUUCCACACUUGCUGAAGAUUAUCGCAAAGUGGAUGAGGUGCGAAUAGGUUCGCAUGCGAAAAUAAUUAUUCCCGCUGGUGUUAUAAUACAACAAGAGAAUGUGUCGGAUGAUUUUACAAUUGCGGAAACUGUUGCGUAUCCAGAUAUAUCGGAUCAACAGGAACCUGAACCAGUGCCAAUUUGGAUAAUAGUCGGCGCGAUUCUUGCCGGUUUAUUGUUAUUAAUUUUAUUGACAUUGAUUCUUUGGAAGCUUGGUUUCUUCAAGAGACGAAGACCCGAUCCAACACUUUCGGGUAAUCUUGAAAAACACAGGGACGAUAAUCCUGAACACGAGGCCCUAUUUAAACACUGAAUAUUGUAAGCAAAACACACAAAAUAUUUUUCGAGAUAGUUGUUUUUUUAUAAAGAAACAAAGAAAAAAAAAAAUUGUACUUAUAUCCGGUGACUAAAAGGCAGACAUGACUGCUGAAACUUAAGUACAGAGGAGCAGCUAAUUAUAUUCAGAAAAUGUGAUAGCAUUUUAUGCUUCCAUGAUGGAAACUUGGUUUCUGUCACUUUAUAUUAGAGCUUAUAAAAUUCUACGCAAAGCAUUUUUUUUUUAAUUAUUACGGUUACCGUGUCAAUCGGAAGUUGCGUUUUGCGAAAAUAAUUACAUUUCACUAAUUUUACAAUGAAAUAUUCCAAUAGUU